Messenger RNA from Marchantia polymorpha subsp. ruderalis, 524 nucleotides. Lineage: Eukaryota; Viridiplantae; Streptophyta; Marchantiopsida; Marchantiales; Marchantiaceae. The record is from the annotation of a GenBank genome assembly.
CGUAUUGUUUAUUUAAGAAAUGUGUCGAAGGAAUGGAAGGAAGAGAGAUGCAGGCCGUGCAAAAGGAACGAGCGAGGGAUCUCGCGUGCAUGAGAUCCACGUUACAUUGUUGCCCUUUUGACGGCCCUCCACCGAAGGGAAAGGGAAACGCAACAAGACACGACCGUGCAAGCGACAGCGCCUCAAGCAACCGCUCUUUUUCUUCGAUUGGGAAGAAAAAUUCUCGGAGCGAGUCCGAGAAUUUCUUUUUUCCGUGUGUCCUAGAACCGGAUCGACGUCUUCGGCUGAAUCGGUCGAGUGGUUCAAACCCACCGGCUGCAUGCACCGAGGAUCGAGCAGAUGGAGCGUCUUUCGAUUCUCGAUUGGGAAAUCAACACAAGUACGAUCGUUGUCCUUGAUAUAUUCCGUGACACAAAGGCUGCACUCCACUCCACUCCACUCCACCGCCUCCGUACCAAUGCAAUGUAAUGCAAAGCAAAGCAAACUGGUUUAGAACAGUGUGAAGGCUGCUGUGCAGUAAACUU